This is a messenger RNA of Brienomyrus brachyistius, 1107 nucleotides long. Its product is annotated as cytohesin-2-like. The record is from RefSeq and is a predicted model, not a curated record. Gene Ontology annotation, biological process: regulation of ARF protein signal transduction. The transcript has a single exon. Bases 508 to 1035 code for a protein of 175 amino acids. Gene Ontology annotation, molecular function: guanyl-nucleotide exchange factor activity. NCBI's taxonomy places the organism in Eukaryota, Metazoa, Chordata, Actinopteri, Osteoglossiformes, Mormyridae.
GAGGGCCUUGAAUCCAGCACCAAACGCAGCCAAAUCUUAGAAAAGAAUAGGCAUGUCGCCAUGGGAAGAAAGAAAUUCAACAUGGACCCUAAGAAGGGUAUCCUGUUCAUGGUACAAAACAAUCUUCUCCGGCACACGUCUGAGGACAUCGCCCAGCUCCUAUACAAGGGAGAGGGGCUGAACAAAACAGCCAUUGGGGAUUACCUGGGUGAGAGAGACGACUUCAAUAUCCAAGUCCUCCAAACAUUUCUUGGGCUUCAUGAAUUCGCAGGGUUCAACCUGGUACAGGCUCUCAGGCAGUUCCUCUGGAGUUUCCGUCUGCCAGGAGAAGCACAAAAGAUUGACAGGAUGAUGGAGGCCUUUGCGCAGAGGUACUGUCAAUGUAAUCCUGGAGUCUUCCAAAACAUUGACACCUGAUAUGUACUUUCAUUUUCCAUAAUCAUGCUAAACACUAGCCUUCAUAAUCCAAAUGUGUGAGACAAGCCCAGUGUGGACAGGUUCAUCUCCAUGAAUCGAGGAAUCAAUGAUGGAGGCAACCUGCCAGAUGAUCUCCUCCGAAAUCUUUAUAAGAGCAUAAAGAAUGAGCCAUUCAAGAUUCCUGAAGACAAUGGGAACAAUGCCUUCUUCAACCCUGACAGAGAGGGUUGGCGCUUCAAAAUGGGAGGAGGACGGGUGAAAACAUGGAAAAGGCGGUGGUUCAUCCUGAUGGAUAACUGCCUUUACUACUUUAAACAUACUACGGAUAAGAAACCCAGGGUGAUCAUUCCGCUGGAGAAUCUGAGCAUCCGUGAGGUGAAGGAUCUCAGGAAGCCUAACUGCUUUGAACUGUACAUCCCUAACAACAGCAGACAGCUGAUGAAAGCCUGCAAAACGGAGGCGGACGGCCGCCUGGUAGAGGGCAAUCAUGUGGUGUACCGCAUCUCGGCGCCAACCCCUGAGGAGAAGGACAAGUGGAUACAGAGCAUCACUGCUGCUGUGAGCACUGACCCUUUUUAUGAGAUGCUGGCAGUAAGAAAAAAACGGCUGAAUAAAUAAAUAACGAUAAAGACUGUGUGAAUAUGGUUGGAUGUGCUAUUGCAGAAAGUAUUUAUUUCAGAACAAGGAACU